AUGACAGAAUUGGACAGAGCCAUUUGUAUGGACAUUGGUUUCGGCAACAUUCGUGCAGGAUUUGUUUGCAGGGAUGCUCCACGGGCUGUCUUUCCUCCCUAUAUUGGCAGACCAAAAAUAAAGGGAAUGAUCAUUCCUGGCAUGAAGAAUGUUUUUGUGGGUGAUGAAGCCGUCAUUAAGAAGGCCAUUCUCAAACUUUCCAAACCAAUGGAUCGUGAUGUGAUUACAAAUUGGGAUGAUAUGGAAAUUUUAUUUGAACAUGUGUUUUUUAAUGAGCUUAGGGUUGAGCCUGAGAAUCAGGGAAUAAUUUUGGGAGAAGGUUGUUUUAAUCCGAAACAAAAUAGGAGAAAGUUGGCUGAGAUGUUAUUUGAAAAAUUUAAAGUUCCACUUAUGAAUAGUUGUCCGAAUGCAUUGCUGGUAUUGAUUUCGUCUGGAAGAUCGAGUGGAGUUGUUUUGGAUUGUGGAGAGGGAACAUCUAGUUCAGUACCUAUUUAUGAGGGAUGUAUUAUUCGAAAUGGAGUAAGAAGAAUGGAUUUAGCGGGCAAUGAGCUAACAGACCACAUGGAUAAACUGUUAAAAGAUAGUGGUAAUACUUUCAGAGAUCGAAGUUUAGUCACAGAUAUUAAGGAAAAAACAUGUCGUGUUGCAUUGGAUUUUGAAAGAGAAUUGAAUGAGGAAUGUUCUGGGAAAAAUUAUGAGCUACCUGAUGGAAAUAAUCUGUGCAUUAGAAGUGAAUGCAUCAAGUGCCCAGAAAUAAUGUUUCAACCAUCAAUGAUUGGAAUGGAUUUGGAUGGCGUUCACAAAAUGGUAAUUGACUCGAUUAAUUCGAAUACUGAUGCCAAAAUGAAAAACAAGUUUUUUGAGAAUAUAAUAUUGAGUGGAGGAAGUACAAUGUUUGAUGGAUUUUCAGAGAGAAUUUUGAAGGAAUUGAAUCAAUUAGCUUUUGAUAAUAAGGUUAAAGUUGUUGCACCUCCAGAAAGAAAAUAUUCAGCUUGGAUUGGUGCUAAUAUCUUAGGAUCCCUUUCAACUUUUGAAUCCACCUGGAUUAGAAGUGAAGAGUAUGCUGAAUAUGGAAGUGGAAUUAUCAACAGAAAGACAUGCUAUUGA
Molecule: messenger RNA, 1107 nt
Organism: Naegleria gruberi
Lineage: Eukaryota; Heterolobosea; Eutetramitea; Acrasida; Naegleriidae
Exons: 1
Coding region: 1-1107 (368 amino acids)
Source: RefSeq, a predicted model, not a curated record